Seminavis robusta is the source of this 1170-nucleotide messenger RNA. The record is from the annotation of a GenBank genome assembly. Lineage: Eukaryota; Bacillariophyta; Bacillariophyceae; Naviculales; Naviculaceae.
UCUACCACCACGUCUUUGGUUUCAUCAAUUUUGGAUUUGCACAUACCAGUAUACCUCCAGUACUGGACUAAGAAACAAUUCACUAGUAACUUAUUGGCAAGUAUCUUUCGAGGUUACAGCGAGACAGCUGUCGGUACAGUACCAUUAAUUUUCAGACAUGCCUGGGUAGUGAAAAGCUCUUUGGCUCGGGAAUCUUUUGGCUGUCGAUGCCAGAGAAUGCAAUCAGCGAGGACACGAGGACCCCACUAUUAUCACCAAGAGCAGAAGCUAAUACCUCUCCUGUUUUAUCCACUUCUUCUUUGCUUUGUUUGACUUGACCAUGAUCGGACGCGUUGCUUUGGCUUUCGCCUUCUUGGCAGGACUCGCUCAGGGUCAGCAACCCGGCGAUGCUGGAGUUGAAGUCGGAUCUGAAAUCUGCACCUACGGAUACAUUAUGGAUCAGUUUUGCCUUGAUCAAGACUUCUUUAUCGACGCCCCAGACCUCAAGCCAUUGGUCGUCCCUUUCAAUCAUUCCCUCCAUUGCUUGUUGGAUGUCCCACAGUGCAUUGAAACCCCCUUCCAUAUUCUUCAGGAUCCCGCCUCUGAAGGUGCCAAUUAUACCGAUGGCUGGGUGGCCGAAGCCAACGAUUUGUUGCUUCAAGAAGGACGGACACUGGGAUCUGCGACUGUUGGUUGCACAACCUGUACUUCCACUGACGGCGAUUUGAAGCAAGGAUUUCGCGCCACUGUACGUGGAACCGUCAAGAGUUUGGAUCCCCCUAUUUUGACUGUCACGUCGGUGGAUGAUUUGGACGCUGGUGAAAUGGGAUGCAUGCCGGAUGGUCCUGAAGCGGCUGACCCGGCAGCUUCUUCUGCUCCUGGAACCACUGAUGCUCCGGCAGCUACUACUGAUGCUCCGGCAGCUACCGCUGCUCCAAGUGCUGCAGUCUCCCGUAGUGGUGGUGUGGUUGCCAGUGUGGCCCUCUUGGUCUUUGGAAUUAUGGUUUAAUUUACAAAAGGGAGUUGAGGAGACAGCAUCUGGGCGUAUGAACAUGUGAAAUGGUUUGCAGUGGUGAUCGAAUGAAAAUAAUAAUUAGCUGUCUGUUUGUUAUAACCCCCCGCAGAGGUUCUCGGAGCUCCCACGCGUGGCUUCUGCAUUUUGGACGUCUCUCAUACAAUCUUGGCUACCCA